CGGGCUGGAGGACCGGCCCCGCGUUGCCGGCACUGCGCAAGCUCCGCCCCAGGCCUGGAGCCGCCGGCACCAGCCAAUGGUGUCCCGGCCCGUUUCCGGUUGCCAGGCAACAGAGCGCGCGGCUGCGGGGAGCGCCCCCCCGUUCUAGACCUCGCCCCCCCGCCCCGGCUGCGCUUCCGGGGAGGCCCAGGCCGGUAGCGGAAGUCCAUCUGUCUGGGCGGGGUGGCGGGGGCGGGCGGUGCGCUCUGUUGCUCCACGGCUGCGGAGGGGAGCGGGCGGUGGGCGCCGGACGCCGGACAGCCGCGAGCGCCGCCCGGCCAGUUGGGCGUGAGACCGCAGGUCUCAGCGAAUCUCCGUCGCCUCGGCUGCCACCUGACGCAAACAUCCUGCCCGGGCCCCUCUGCAGAGGCGUCGCCAGGGAGCGCGCUGACCGGGCAGGGGGCCGAGAUGUCCAACCCCUUCCUGAAGCAAGUUUUCAACAAGGACAAGACCUUCCGCCCCAAGCGCAAGUUCGAGCCGGGCACCCAGCGGUUCGAGCUGCACAAGAAGGCCCAGGCGUCGCUGAACGCGGGGCUGGACCUGAAGCUGGCCGUACAGCUGCCCCCUGGCGAGGAGCUCAGUGACUGGGUGGCCGUGCACGUGGUGGACUUCUUCAACCGCGUCAACCUCAUCUACGGCACCAUUGGUGACGGCUGCACGGAGCAGUCCUGCCCGGUCAUGUCGGGCGGCCCCAAGUACGAGUAUCGCUGGCAGGACGAGCACCAGUUCCGCAAGCCCACAGCGCUGUCGGCCCCCCGCUACAUGGACCUGCUCAUGGACUGGAUCGAGGUGCAGAUCAACAACGAGGAGCUCUUCCCCACCCACGUCGGCACGCCGUUCCCCAAGAACUUCCUGCAGGUGGUGAAGAAGAUCCUGUCACGGCUGUUCCGCGUGUUCGUGCACGUCUACAUCCACCACUUCGACCGCAUCGCGCAGAUGGGCUCCGAGGCUCACGUCAACACCUGCUACAAGCACUUCUACUACUUCGUCAAGGAGUUCGGCCUCAUCGACACCAAGGAGCUGGAGCCGCUGAAAGAAAUGACCGCACGGAUGUGCCACUGAGAGCCCCUCGGGCCCGCAGUCACCGAGGCCGUGCCCAGGGGACACCCACGCUCAAGGGCCACGGCUCCAGAACACGGACCCGUGCUUUAUAGAAAGCCCAGCCAGCGGGCGAGCUUGGUGCUGUGGAGGCUGCACUGAACGCCGGGGUGGAGUCCUCUCCGAUCCCAGUGGGCAGCCGCCGUGGGUCUGCAUGCGGCCAUCCUGAACCCGUCUCCUUGAGAGGCGGCGAACUUGAACUCCGUGGUUCUGCGUGUUGAGCACCUGGGCCCAUGCACUUUGUGAACCACUAGCAUUUGCUCUGUGGUUCGGCCCAGACCAGCCGCCGCGUGCAGCCAGCGCCCGGGGGCCCCGUGUCCGCUUCACGACUCGCACGACGGGGACCCCACGCCCGCUCCCCAGCUUUCCCGGGCCCCUUCGUGGAUCGUGAGAGAUUGGAGUUUUCUCCGUGUGAGCCCUCCUCCCCUUUAGAAAACUGUCGCCUCUCCCUUAUGAAUAUCACAGGAUGACUCUCCCGUGGAACCCCCCUCCCGGGCUGGAACCUUUUGAGUUUUGCCAAAUGAUUAGCUGGAGUUAGCCUUUCUGCAGAUGCCUGCCCAACUUUACGUGGAAGCCCUGUGUUUGCGUGGCCCUGUGUGGCUAUGAGACCCAAAUCCCAGCACUGUCUCCCGUGGACCUUGGGAGGGUGGCCAGGGCCCUGUCUGGGCCACGCUGAAGUGACCCCCGGAGCCCCAUUCUGCCUGUGCCUGCACCCCGCCCGCGCGCAGCGUCCUCGGUGGCCUUCUCCGUGGCACCCUUCCAGUGUGGACCGCACCGACUCGGAGUACCUCUGGGUGUUGGGUGCUCGCAGGAGUGAGGAGCACCAUCACCCACGCCAAUAAGUGCAAUUAACACGACCUUGGCCUCGGUCCUUCUGGAAACCCCCAGGGUCCAGCUCGAGGAGGCCCCUUCCGAUCGAAUGUAGCUCCCUUUAAGUGCAAAACCUCAGCCAAGCACCGUGACCACUGUGUCCCCCAGGGCUGUGGGCUGUCCCCACAGCGCAGCCAGGUCAGGGAAGGUGGCAGGGACUCCUCUCCACCCUCCCUGCCCACAGCUCUUCCCGCACGAGCAUCAGAAUACACUGUGCCAUCUUUGUACCCGCAUCUGCCGCUUGUCAUUUCCACUUCCCUGGCCUCAGGGUCUGGUGUUGGGCCAUGUCCCUGCCCUUGUCCCCGGGGUGCCCUUGUCCCCAGCAGCUGAGGGCUCGUGGCUCGCCAAAGUGCCCCCAAAUGGCUAAACAGAUGCACAGAAUCGGUGAGGUUAGGAUUCCAUGGGCUACAGCCUGGGUGGGGAGGUCAGAACUGAGAAACUGAGGCAGGCGCACGCUCCCUCUCCCAUUUCUGUUCUGUCUGAGCGUUUUUCCCGGCCCUUAAACACGAUUUUAACUCUUGCCUUUCUGCUGUGUGAGAGAGGGAGCCAGAAAACGACCCUUGUGCGGAGUAGAUUAGGAGAGCGAAACCAGAGAGGGGUUUCCUGCCAACUAGCUCUGGCUGGGGGCACCUGAUUCGUGCACCCUGAGAGCCCUUUCUUCUGUGUGGGAAGUGGGAUUGGAUUGCGUCCUCCCAGGGGUCCAGGCUGGGGUCUCUGGCAAAAUGGGAGCAGGUGGGGCCAGGGCCUGGGGCCAGGGCUGGCUGCUUGCCCCUAGAGGGCGCACCGUCUCCACGCGAGGGGAGCCGCCUCUCAGCAAUUACGUUAUUUGGAAAGACCUCAAGAAGCCAUUGUUUCCUUACCCGCUGAUUUUGCAAAUGCACCACAACAGUUUCCAGAACCCGCUAAGAAUUUGGGAGCUGUUAUUAUUUGUAAUGUCCCCCAAGGAUGUCCCCAUCCUGCCCCCCCCCCGAACCUGGGACGUGUCCUCUCACGCGGCAGAAGGGACCUUGUCACGGCCCCCGAGGUGGGGGUGACCCUGGGUUCCUGGGGGGCCCGGCGUCUUCAUGAGACCCUCACAAGAGGGAGGCAGAGGGUGGGAGUCCCAAAGAUGGGCAGACCCCGCGCUGCUCGCGGUGAGGAUGGAGGGGGCGCCGCAGGCCAGGAAGAGGCCGGAGCGGGGGGCCCUGGGGGGACCAGCCCUGCCCACUCUGGGGUUUUAGGACUUCUGAGCCCAGAACUGAGAAUCAGUCCAUGUGGUGUUAAGCCCUAAGUUGGCGGUGACCUGUCGCAGCGGCCGUGGGAGGCUCAGACCCCUGUUAGAAGGAAACGUUUUGCCCACAGAAGGCCUGGCACCCCUUACCCUGGGCUACUGGGAAUGCCGGAGUCAGAGGCCAGCCCCCAAGGGACUCCUCCCUCCAUGCCCAGAGUCACUCAUCCUCCCAGGGCGGGUCACCCCAGAACUUGUCCAGCCGGGAGAGGUGAUGGACAGGCGCCGGACUGGGAGGGGGUGGGAGAGGGCGGCAGCCGUGUUGCUGGGACCCGGCCAGCACACGAGGGACUGUCCUUCCAGUGGACAUGACACAGCAGGCAGCCUCCGUGUCUGGGAAAGCGCUCUUAUGCAGCUCGGCAGCUGCUUGCUGAGCCCUCUGAGAUCGGGAGCCCCCGCUACUGGAAAUUUCCUCCCGGGGGCGGCAUUAUCCCUAGACCCACGCUGGCCAGCGUAGCAGCCACGAGCCCCCGAGGACAGUGAGAACCGCUCAGCUUCUCAGUCACAAGAGCCCUGCUCAGCUGCGUCCCCAGACGCUCCUGGUCGGAAGCAAAGUCAAGGCGGGGACGGUUCAAAUCCUCCCCGGUUCAUAACAACCGACGGCUAAGUCUGGGAACAUGGUACUGGUCCCCGUCUUGACCACGGAGGGGAGAGGCAGCGUGGGGCCACACGUGGGGGCGGGCCGGGCUGAUGCAGGGCAGGGCCCUGCAGGAGGCCGGGCCCAGCAUGGGACACAUCGCUCCUGGCUGUUGGCAGCACUUACUGGUGACAGUUCUCUAGUCAAAUCUUUACAAAUACCGCUGGUUAUGGAUGUAGGUAGAAUGCCAGGGUUGGUGCCCAUGUCAGAGGGCAUCAUGUGGUGGGACAUUUCGAGGCACUGAGCCGUACCCUGCAGAAAGGGGGCACCAAUUUACGCUCCCAGCAACACGUCUCAUGGAUUCCAUUCCCUCACAUCCCCCCUCCCAACGCUGGAUGGUAGGCCGUGUGUCAUUUACCAGUUUGAUAGGAAAACAUCCUCAAUGCACUUGACCAUUUAUAUUGCCAGUUUAUAGCCUUUGUCCAUUUUUCCAUUGGGAAGAGGUCUUUUCUUAUUGGUUUAUAAAAACUCUUUACAUAUUGGACUUACAGACCUUUUAAAAUACUCGUUUAUUCAAGCUCUUCUAUUAUAAUUUGUCAUAUGUUA
Messenger RNA from Mirounga angustirostris (Northern elephant seal), 4457 nucleotides. It is a transcript of the gene MOB3A, whose product is annotated as MOB kinase activator 3A. Bases 448 to 1101 code for a protein of 217 amino acids. The transcript is spliced from 4 exons. The record is from RefSeq and is a predicted model, not a curated record. Lineage: Eukaryota; Metazoa; Chordata; Mammalia; Carnivora; Phocidae. Gene Ontology annotation, cellular component: cytoplasm.